AUCAGCGCAAGGCAUAGGUACCUAGGAAGCGCACCUCAACCGACGUCAAUCUUCCUUUUCCCGUCCCUUGCCCAACUCGAAACAACAAACCCGAUCUGACGCCUUUUCGUUGCUCGUUGCGACCUCAACAUCGCCGCCAGUCCCAGAGGCCGCCGAUUCUUUAUAUCCUCCUUUUCUCUAUGCCUAGCAUUUCUUGCUUUUCACGAAUCGAAACUUGCGCCUGAGCGCGUUAUCGGCCCAAACUAGAACUGUCACCGUCUUUUGCUUACAAACUGCACGACUUUCCCUCCUCCUCCUCCGCCAUUUAGCUUCCUUCCCGGCCUUAUCGCCGCUGCGCCGCUGUCGCCCGAUAUUUACGACCGAUACACCCCAUCGCGCCGCAUACCAUACCUUGUACACAUUCCGCACCGCCACGAUGACGAGACCGCGUCGUUCCAGCGCCGCGAGCGAGGAGAGCAACGGCACCGCCGGCGAACAGGAGCUGGGUAGCAUGUACGACUACUUGGCAAAGAUUAUCUUGCUGGGACCAAGCGGGACGGGCAAGUCCUGUCUGCUUCACCGCUUCGUCAAGAACGAGUGGAGAGUCCUGUCGUCACAGACUAUCGGCGUUGAGUUUGCAAGCAAGAUCAUCAAAGUCGGCACCGGAUCACGGCGGAAACGGAUAAAGCUUCAGCUUUGGGAUACGGCCGGCACCGAACGAUUCCGCUCCGUUUCGCGAUCAUAUUACCGAGGCGCCGCCGGGGCUAUCCUCGUCUACGAUGUCACAAAUCACAGCAGUUUCCGCGGUCUACAGCCCUUCCUCAAUGACGCCCGCGCACUAGCAUCCCCGAAUCUAUCAUGCCUAUUGGUAGGCAACAAGCUCGAUCUCGCUUCCGACCAACUUAUCGAUACAAGCCUUCCUCCGCCAACACCGAGCAGUGUCGGCUCCAUGUCGUACUUUGCAAACGGCUCCGUCGGAUCAACGGGGACAAGCCUGCCAUCGCUCGGCACGCAGCAGAAGGCCACGGAGGCGCCGGAAGGGCGUGAAGUCAGUAAUGCGGAUGCGAACAGAUGGGCAGGGACGGUCGGGAUCCCGGUGGUGAUGGAAUCGAGCGCGUUCAAUGGCGAAAAUGUUGACGAAAUCUUUGCAAGGCUCGCUAGAAUGAUCCUUACCAAGAUCGAGCUGGGUGACAUCGAUCCGGACGACCCGAUGAGUGGCAUUCAAUACGGCGACGGAUACGGAGGCGGAUGGAAUGCGGGAGCCAGCGACGGCGCGAGCAUCAAGAGUUCCAUGACUGGCGCGACACUCGAUGAAGCGGCGGGAGGCGUCCGCAGACGAAGAGGCCGACGAAACACGCGCAGCGGCGCAAACUGGGGGCUGAGAGACUGGGAAGAGGUCUUUACCUUGUCGAACCGACGAAGAGGGGGCAACUGCUGCUGAGGUGUUUUUGCCGUACGGUGCCAUAAGGUGCCAUAAGGUGCCGUAUGGUGAAAGAGAAGAGACGAAACUUGGAUUCUUGCUGGCUGGUAUCUUUGGGCGUGGAGUUUUGCGAGGCGUCUUUAUUGUCCACGGGAUGGUCCAUCACGGGACCGGAUACUAAGGUACGGGCUCGAGGGUCCGAGAUUAGCGUUGUAUUUGAUUUUGAUUGACGACGAAGGAGCCACGUUCGCUUCACAGGUCGAAGUUGGGGGAGCUGGCGUUACGGGAUAGAUACCUUGCUCCCAGAUCGGAGCUGGUCGCACACAUACACGCUUCGCUUUCACAACUACAUACAUUAAUGACACCUUUUGGAACAUGC
Molecule: messenger RNA, 1778 nt
Organism: Colletotrichum scovillei
Lineage: Eukaryota; Fungi; Ascomycota; Sordariomycetes; Glomerellales; Glomerellaceae
Product: Ras family protein
Exons: 4
Coding region: 416-1420 (334 amino acids)
Biological process (GO): regulation of endocytosis
Cellular component (GO): endosome
Molecular function (GO): GTP binding; GTPase activity
Source: RefSeq, a predicted model, not a curated record